Messenger RNA from Vespa mandarinia (Asian giant hornet), 3037 nucleotides. RefSeq names its product cell division cycle protein 23 (gene Cdc23). Gene Ontology annotation, molecular function: protein binding. The record is from RefSeq and is a predicted model, not a curated record. Gene Ontology annotation, cellular component: anaphase-promoting complex. Gene Ontology annotation, biological process: anaphase-promoting complex-dependent catabolic process; positive regulation of mitotic metaphase/anaphase transition; cell division. NCBI's taxonomy places the organism in Eukaryota, Metazoa, Arthropoda, Insecta, Hymenoptera, Vespidae.
AUAUUUUGUCCAUAUCUGUCGCUGAAGUCGCAUACGUUAAAAACGAAAAGUGAUGAACGGGUUUUUAUUAUUCUAAAAUUGACUAUAAAUUAUCGUAUGUGAUGAUUUUGCGAAAAUUUAUUAUAGAUGGAUGAUCUUGUGAAAUUUAAUAUUAAAGAGGUUAAGUGUGACUUGUUACCCGCCAUAAAUGAAUGUACUCAACGUGGUUUAUUACAUACUACAAAAUGGCUGGCGGAAUUGAAUUAUUCUUUGAAAGAUGUCAAAUUAGAUCUACACGAUGUGACCACGGAUGAUAUUGGUUUGACGGAAUCGAGUGAGGAAGAUGACACGUAUAUCUUAGCUAAAACUUAUUUCGAUUUAAAAGAGUACGAUCGGGCAGCCUAUUUUACAGAAAAAUGUACAACUUCGAAAGCCAGGUUUUUGUAUUUGUAUUCUCGUUACUUAUCAGGAGAAAAAAAGAAAAUAGAUGACAUGACGGAUAUACCACCAGACCCUAUGAGAAAUGACAGUUUAAAAUUACUCUGUGCUGAUUUAAGAAAAGAUCAUUUGGCCGGAAAAUUAGACGGCUUUUGUUUAUAUUUAUUUGGGGUGACUCUGAAAAAACUCCAGCUUACCAGAGAGGCAACCGAAGUUUUGGUUGAAUCGACUCACAAGCAGCCGAUGCACUGGGGUACUUGGUUGGAACUAGCUGCAUUAAUUACGGAUAGGGAAAAAUUAGAAAGUUUACGACUUCCAAAUCACUGGAUGAAACAUUUCUUUAUGGCUCACAUGUAUUUAGAGUUACAACUUAUUGACGAAGGUUUAGCUAUGUAUUGCGAAUUACAGUCAAUGGGUUUUGAAAAGAAUGCAUACGUACUUGCUCAAACUGCUAUUGCCGUUCAUUACAGGAGAGAUGUUGAUAAUGCUAUAAAAACAUUUAAACACAUAAUAAAAGAAGAUCCAUAUUGUCUCGAUAAUAUGGAUACAUAUUCAAAUUUGCUUUAUGUAAAAGAAAUGAAAGUAGAAUUAGCAUAUUUAGCUCAUAGAGCCACAGAAAUAGAUAAAUAUCGAUUGGAAACGUGUUGUAUAGUGGGAAAUUAUUACAGUUUAAGAGCAGAUCAUCAAAAGGCAGUGAUGUAUUUCCAUAGAGCAUUGAAACUUAAUCCACAGUACCUAUCUGCUUGGACGUUACUCGGCCAUGAAUUUAUGGAGAUGAAAAAUACUAAUGGUGCGAUUCAUAGUUAUCGCCAAGCCAUCGAAGUUAAUAGAAGGGAUUAUAGAGCAUGGUAUGGUUUGGGUCAAACUUAUGAAAUUUUGAAGAUGCCUUCUUACGGUUUGUAUUAUUACAAACAGGCACAACUUUUGAGACCUCAUGAUAGUCGAAUGGUUCUUGCAUUGGGCGAGGCAUAUGAAAAACAAGAUAAAAUUCAAGAUGCGCUCAAGUGUUAUUACAAAGCGUGUAAUGUAGGGGAUAUCGAGGGAGUCGCUUUGAUAAAGUUAGCCAACCUUUAUGAAAAGUUGGGUGAACACGAUCAUGCGGCUGCAGCUUAUACAGAUUUUGUAAUGGACGAAUUUAGAAAUGCUGAUAGAACCGAAUUGAGUCACGCUUACAAGUAUCUAACGCAAUAUCAUCUGAAACGAGAACAAUUGGAUCGGGCAAACCAUUAUGCACAGAAAUGUCUUCAAUUCGAUGAAACUAAAGAAGAAGCUAAGGGACUUUUAAGAACGAUUGCACAGAAAAGAGCGAAAGUUGAAGAGAGUUCAAUGGUGGUAGAAGACAUGAAUGAGACGGAUCCGGUAAUCGAACAAGGCGCUAGGACCGAUGCUACACCGGGAAAUCAAUUGUCACCAAUGAAUUUAUCCUUCACACCUACUCCAUAGUUUUUCAGUUUCAAGCCGAAUAAUUUCCAUCGUCUUCCCAUGUUUUUCCAUCCUGUUAGAUCAUCCCUAAUCUCAUUAUAGCAAGCCAGUAUAGUUCCUAUGAUUCUCGUUAUCUCUAUGUUUCUUCAACUAUCAAGGAGGAAAAGCUUAUUCUAAAACUGGUCAUGCAGGAAGAUGGAGGUAGAUAUAAAGAAUUCCUCAGGCGAAUCAUUUGCUUUUUGUUCAUCGAAUUUUUCUAUUGAUUAUUUGAUAGUUGGAAAUCUUUACAUUAUUGACAAUGGAUAUUUUCCAAAUCUUCAGGCCACGAUCUAUUCUCAAAGUUUCAGAAAUUGUUAUUUCUCCCAUCUUUCACAGUUUUUUUUUCUCUCCGAUCGUUUCUUUCCCAACAUUUUAUUUGUAUCUCAUAUCUUUCAUGAAUAGGUAAACUUUUCAUUGCGAAUAUACAACGAUCCAAUAAAUCUUAGUGGAAGCAUGUUUUUUUUGUGUCAUCAAGUGUGAAGGAAUUAUUAUUCGCAUUGUUGAACGAUGAUUGUGCCGAGGCCGGUAUGGCUUUACAAUAAAACUUUGACGUUUCUCUCUUUUCUUGUUGCAGUGAUGAUCGGAUUACCAGGGAAGAAUUAUUGUUGGCACUCGUUGUAGUGCUCGUUUUCCGAAAAUAGACAUUAAUUCUAAAUUAGAAAAAUGUUUAAAUUAAUAUAUAGAAUGUGUCUCGUAGCUUCGGGGAUCGGCGGUAAAUUUUGUGCAUGAAAACAACAACAACAAAAAUUCAUCAUUCGCGAGAAUAUUAAAUAAGGUUUUCGAAAAAUCCGAAUAAUACUUAGAGAAAACUUAGAGAAAAGGAGAAAUUUGCUAUAACUCGAAAAAAAUGUUAAAUGAGGCAUAUGUUUACAGGAACUUUUUGUAUUAUUUUAGUAUACAGAAUUCACCGCUGAAGCAAUUUCCCGAAGCUAAGGGAUAACUUGUAUUUAAAUGGAUUAGAAUUUUGUUUACUUACAAAGGGUGCUUCGAUCACUGGGCGCCUGAGAUUUUUUCGAGAAAUAGCUUUUUUCUGAAUACUUUGUUCACUUUGCAUCGACAUUACUGUUUGCGUUUUCUUUUUUUUUUUUUUUUUCAUUAAAAUCAGUUGUGCGCGCGUUAGAGUAAAAAAAGUAAAGUAAAAACGCGUAUUCGGUGUUAA